UAAGGCGGGCGGUGCGCAUGUGCGGGAGGUGGAGACGCCGGAAGCGGCGGUGGGAGUCGAGCGGCGCCGGAUCUCAUCAGCGGCGUCGGAGCGCACCGCGGCCGUCGGGCUGUGCCCGCCAUGAGCUGCCGGCAGCCGCUGCCCAGCGAGCGGGGAGCCAGGCAGAGGAAGAGGAGGCGCAAUGGUAAUGAAGAUGACAGUCAUAUUCCACAGACCAAACGUAGUACCAGGAAUACUGUCCUUCAGGACUCUUGGGACACUGAGUCCAAAUGCGUAACAGAAUGUGCACCACAGCCUGGGGAAAUGAAGGUGGCUGUAACGAAAAACAGUAAGGAACACAGACUAAAAGGAAACAAAGUGUCCUGUGCGUCCUCCAGCAGCGAUAGCGGCAGCAGCAGCAGCAGCUGUAGUAGCAGUAGCAUCAACAGCCCUGACAGAGCGAGCGGCCCAGAACCCAGCCUGAACCCCAUAGUUACGGGAUCCAGCCCUGUCUCCUCUCAGUCCUUCCAUGAGCAGUCUGCACUAAGUCAAGGUCCUUACUUCCACAUCAACCAGAUCCUGAAGGAGGCACACUUCCACAGCUUACAGAGCCGGGGACGCCCUCCUACAUGAUGAACCAGCAGUUCCUUGCCUUCUGUGAAGGGACAGCACUGUGUAGAUUGGAUAUUUCAACUUAGUUUGUUAAAAUGAAAUUGCACAAAACG
Phasianus colchicus (ring-necked pheasant) is the source of this 704-nucleotide messenger RNA. It is a transcript of the gene VCF1, whose product is annotated as VCP nuclear cofactor family member 1. NCBI's taxonomy places the organism in Eukaryota, Metazoa, Chordata, Aves, Galliformes, Phasianidae. The record is from RefSeq and is a predicted model, not a curated record.